Hydra vulgaris (swiftwater hydra) is the source of this 1626-nucleotide messenger RNA. RefSeq lists its product as uncharacterized. Lineage: Eukaryota; Metazoa; Cnidaria; Hydrozoa; Anthoathecata; Hydridae. The record is from RefSeq and is a predicted model, not a curated record. Gene Ontology annotation, molecular function: protein binding.
UACUUGCAGCCUCCAUAUUAGUUUUAAACAAGCGCGCUAUUUAAUAACUGUCAUUUAUUCGUUACUUACAAAAUUGGAUUUCUGUUAUCUAUUUUAAAUUUUACUCUCUAAGAAGUCGUUCAAUUAUUUUAUUAAACUAAUGGCAUCAAAUAUCUUUUUACCUGCAAACGUUAAACAAUGGGAUUUAUUGGAUUGUUGCAGUUGGCUAGAUUCCAUCGGAUUAACUAAUUAUAUAGAUGCUUUUAAAGGAGAAGAUAUUGAUGGUUCAAUUAUUAACGAAAUAGAUGAUUUUAUGUUAAAGGAACUAAUUCCUCCAAUUAAAGACAGAAUUAUUUUUAAGAAAGAAUUAGCAUCAAAGAAUGUUAUAUGUGUAAGGUCUUCAUCACCUACGUUAAACUCAUGUAAUGUAAGUUUUACAUUAUCACCUGUUUGUGACAAUAACGAGGCACCAACUAUUUCUGAAUCUUUUAUUCAGUCAGAUAAACUAACAUUGCCCCCUAUUCUCCUUGCUGCUGUGGAAAGAAAAGAAAUAGACUUUAGUAUUCCAAAAAGGUCAAAACUAAAGGAGUAUGUUAUGGAUUUUCUUUUUGAUGUCAUGAAGCAACAGUACGGGUUAUUUCCAAGUACAAGUAACUUCUAUGAAAUAGCAAAUGAGCUUUUCCUAAGGUAUCCUUCUCUAAAACCUCGUCACUGCAAUGGCUCUGAACUUCUUGUGCAUUUGUUGAAGGCAAAAUUUAAGCGAGUUAGGCGUCCUCUUCUAAAUGAUGAGCAAGUUGCACAGUUUAAAAUAAAGUACUCUAGAAUUAAUUCUGGUCGUAAGCGAAAUUCUGUCUUGCUGAAUGAGUCUGUUAAUCUUUGCUCAGCAAAACGUCACUGCCAUCAUUCAAGUGAUAAGAAUGUGGAUGAUGGUAUAACUCAAGAUAUUAUAAAAAGCAUGAAGAAUGAGUGUCAGAAACUGUGCCCAGAUAUAGAAUUUUUGGCUCACCAGAUUAUCUUGUCUAUUGAGGCAUUAAAAUAUACAUGCCGAAAUGAAAGAACUUUGGAUGUCCUUAAUAAAUUCCCAGCACUUUACUAUGAAAAAGUUCUUUUUGCAGCAGCAAGAGUUAUAACAAAUACAGAUAUUGACAAUAACUGCUUGUUAUUAUUGGGUAGAAUGAAGGAGGGAAUGAAGAAGUUAAUAGAUUUAAAAAAACCUUUGUCAGCUAGAUGGCAAACAUUAUGCAAUGGGGUACUUGAUGAGAUUAGUGAUGCAACAAUAAAAAACCUUCAUUGUUUAAUUCUUCCAAGCAUUUUUUGUGACGAAGAAGCACUUUUGUUCACCAUGACGCUAGAUCCAAUCUAUCCAACUCCUGCUCUGAAAAUUGAAGGAGAUGCUAUAAAUCCAACACGAAUAAGUCUUGUAGUUGACGGGCUGACACUAAGCAAUUCUGUUCCUGAUGUAACUUGUGGUUUGGGUCUCGUCAUCUGCUCAUAUUAUAUUUUUGAUAUUGCGUAUCCAAAGAAAUUACAAAAAACCCUGUCUUUUCUAGAACAUUACGUUUUUGAACGAAGGAGUAAACUUCCUGCCAACAUUCAAAACAUUGCUAGUUUUUUGAACUUAUAAUAUUAAAUUAUAAAACUUAAUAA